CAGCCGCCCCCACCGCCAUUCCAGAUCACGCCCUCGAGCUGCGGCGGCAGUGGUGGCGGCGGGUCCGACUGCUGCGGCUGGACGACAGUCGACGCCGUCCCCUACCUCCCGGCGCAGAUCAGUCCGCCUCCCUGGGUCGCAGUUGAGUAGCGCACGUGCCGCAGCGAUCCCCAUGAUGCGCUGGCCAUCUGAACCAAAUCAAGGCCGACGAGGAGUCUCUAAUGUCCUGUGCGGCAGCCACGGGUCCAUCUUCAGUCGGCGGCGAGCUACGGUGAGGUACACAUGGCGCUGAUAGAUGCAGUGUACAGGGGCGCCGCCGCCAUGGAGCUGGCCACCGGCUUUGCUGCCGCGACGGGCGCUGCCUCCUCUGCUUUGCCAGGGCCCUCCUGCCCUGCGUUUAUCUGCUGCUCCUUGUCAUCAUCUCCGUGGGCAAUGCCCCUGAACCCCAUUCUCCAGCUAUCCGGCAGCGUGCUGGACGUCGUCCUCCUCGACGCGGCCAUCCCCGACGAGCUCUUUUGGUCAGAGGAGGUGGAGCAGCAAGGCCUCCUAUCCUCCAGCGCGUGGACCGACAGCUGUGUCCUCCUGCUCUCCUAGUGUGGUGAGCUUCCCCUCUCUCCCCCCUACCCAGGAUCUGGAUGAUACUUGCAAUUAUGCAGCUAUAUAUGAAACAAAUCAGGUCUUGGUUCAGUUUGUAUGUGUCGAUUUGGUUGAACCUUGACUGAAACCGAAGCAUCACAUUUGGAUGUUCGAUUUUCAUUAGUAUGUACUACUUGUUGGUUCAAGCAAAUUGCUUGAUACAAUUGUAACUAGGGCAUCUCUGUAUGGUUCAAGAACCAGCACAAUCUCUGUACUUUCUGGAAUGUAGGAGAAAACAAAGCACAAAAUGUUUUAAAGAUACACACGCACAGUUCCAGAGAUGAGCAGUAGUGAAGUAUGAAGUUGCACGUUCAGUUAGUAACCAAGCAUGGAAUGUUGCUGUAAAAGGUGUUCAUUUCUUUUACAUACAUGUAUGACCAUAUAUGCAGGCAUCUUCAUCACUAGAUAGUUAACACAUCAAGUAGUGUGCAUC
Molecule: messenger RNA, 1069 nt
Organism: Triticum dicoccoides
Lineage: Eukaryota; Viridiplantae; Streptophyta; Magnoliopsida; Poales; Poaceae
Exons: 2
Coding region: 283-594 (103 amino acids)
Source: RefSeq, a predicted model, not a curated record